AUGAAUUCGUUCGAUAAUUUUAGACCCGCUUCUGGGAAUCAGCAUCAAAGACCAAGAACUGCUUCGGAGAGUGGCAGAGUGGGCGGAUCCCUUGGAAAAUUCUUUACUUAGCAAACCUAAGGAGUGCUAGACGAGAAAACCGUUAGCAGUAUUUGGAAGGGUUUCGGCUCAUACAUUGCCAAGCAACUCAGAAAUGGCAAAGGUAUCUUCGUCCCUAAGUUCGGAAACUUCACGUUCUCUGCUACUCAAGUAGACUUAGCUGGAACAACAAAUCCUGGUGAGAGAGACAAAUAAAUCAGAGACCCAGUGUUCAUAGUUGGCAAGGAUUUCGUAAGCGCAGUUCCUCUUAGAGCUGGAGUUUCUCAUAACAAAGGAGCAUAGAUUAGACCCUAUGACAUCAAAGGAGCAAGUGGCAUUAUCCCUAAGGUAAAGGUGAACUACACCGAGGUAGCAGUACUCUGUGGGUAAAAUAAGGACAUAUGUAAAAAUGGAUGCGAAUAAGUGUUCAGAUUCCUAUCUGAUAAAGUUAGAAAAGGUGAGUCAGUGGCUAUGGAGCUUCCAUUCGUUGGUCAUUUUAUUGUGAGAGGAGGCAUUGCAGCGAUUGCUUUUAUAGAUGAUCUAUAAGAGGAGACAAGGGGUGUGACUGCUAAGAGCCAUUUCGUGAAUAAGUUAUUUGCAUCAAGCGUCAAUCAACUAAAUCUAAAGAUUAAUGAUUAGUCUAAGUAGAGAGACAACCCAAGUGCAGGGCUUGGUGGUGCUAUGCGCAUUACUGGAGAAGCUGAAAACUGGCUUAGGAAUAAUUUGAAUAUUAGUGUGCCUGAUUUGCUGUUAAGGUCGAGUGACAGCAGAGACAAUAUCAGAGUGCAAAGUGCAAACCCAGUGAGAGUUUUAAACAGAUAUGGAUCAGUGAGAGCCGAGGAUUUGAGAUAGAAGUCAUGGGCAAUUCAAAACAAUACUGCUUAAGGCUUGACUGAGCAGAAUAAGCAGCAAUUCGAUAGAAUCAGUGAGGCCAAGUCAGGUCCAUUCUCAAAAAGACCAAUGAGUGCCGUAACUAGAAUGACCACAACAUCUCGAGUAUCAAAUGUGCCAGACAUAGGCAGAAUGAAGUUGAUGCUAAUUGCAAAUGAUGUUCAUAAAAAUAGAUAGUCAAUUAUGGAUUGCCACACUUCUAAUAGGGGCAAUUUAAGAGAUAUGCUAAGCAGCUCUGAGAUACAAAAUAUUAUGAAGAGAAUUGGAAUUUAUGUUGAGAUUGGCCAUGUUAAAGCAUUGCUUAAAGAACUUGGCUUUAACUGGAAUGGAAAAUCGUGUUCAUUAGUUACUCUUUUCUAAAAUGUGCAAUAAUUUCUUUAUGGCAGAACCUAAGCAGAAGAUAUAACAGGGUAUUAAUCGUCAUCUCUGGCUAGUCCUAAGCAGCAUCAAUACUAAUCAGAAAAAAAUCUUCACACAAGUAGAAAGUAAACAAAUUUAAAAGAGGCUAGAAUUGAGGAUCUAAUGUAAUCAAUCAAGGAUUUGUUCUACUCAACUGGAAGAACCAUUUAUGAGAUUUAUUAAGAGGCAAGACUUGGCUAAACCAUCGACCUAGGAGGUUUUAAGAAGGCUAUAUAGGAAUACUCUAGGGGAUAAGUUUCUGAAAGUGAUAUCGAUAUCGUGUUUAAUCACGUUUCUCGAGGCAGCGACAUAAUAAGCUACUAGGAGUUUGACAAGGCUUUCAAGUGGGCAUUGCCAGCAGGUGGUGAUUGGGAGACUAAGUGCUUCAGAAAUAUAAGAGAAUGGAUGUUUUAGAAUGGGCUUUCUUCUGAGAUCGCAUUCGAGCUCCUCCUAAAAAAAGUUGACAGAAUUCUGUAGAAGAAAUUGUCAAGAAGUGAAUUCCAUAGAGCCAUAAGUUCCCUUAAUUUCAGAUUCACUGCUCCAGAGAUCGACGGUCUAUUUAGACUACUCGAUAUUAAUCAAGAUGGAGACCUAGAUGUUGAGGAAUGGAAGAGUAGAAUUUAUGAGGACUCUCUCAACCCCUUGCAGAUGCUAAGAGAAGUGAUUCAAUAAAACAGGAUUACUUCAGAUGACUUGCUAUUUAAAAUGAAACUAAGACAUUGGGAUGAGCCACUUGACUUCCCCAAAUUGUGUGAGGCCUUGAGAAGAUUAGAUGCUACUCUAAGUGAACCCUAAAUCAGACAUAUGGCAAAAACUCUUAAGAAUAAGGAGAAUAAAGUAGAGGUUCAAACUCUACUUAGAAAUCUUUGUGGAUAGGAACAUGAAACUGUAGACUUUAGAAAUAAGAUAUUCAGACAGAUUUAUGCUGAAAUUCACCCUCAUAAGGAAGAUAAGUUGAUUUAAUUGCUUGAGGAUGCAGAUCCACUAAAUGACGGUAGAGUUGAACCACAGGGUCUCAAGGCUGUUUUAAAGAAACUCUUGACUACUGUCGAUGAGGAAUCAAUUGAUAGAUUCAUAAGAUUUUUAGACAAAGAGCCUUCAGGAAAAGUUAAAUACAUGGAAUUCAUGCAAAGAAUGGGUGAAGUUUCAAACAGAGAUCACAAUCCAUUUAAAUCAGUGGUUUAAAGAGUGGCUUACUUCAUAGAAUCAAACUAACAAAGCAUUAACUCAAUCUUAAGAAGACUCAUGGCUAAGUGUUCACCAGAUGAAUUGCUAGAGGAUUAAGUAGCAGUACCUGUAGGUGUUUUUGCCCAGUUCCUUAAGAAUAAAAUUGAUAAAAAGCGAUCAAGUGGAGAACUUAGGCAAUAUGCUCACUACCUGGAUGUUGAUAAGGACGGCUAUGUCUCAGAUAUUGACCUUCAAACUUGCCUCAAUAAUUUGCACUCGAAUACUUUCUUCAAAAACAGUGGAGAGGCCUUGGCAUAAUCAGGUUUCUCAUCUCAGAAGAAAUUCUUCCCAACAAAAGAAAAGCUGGGCCCCGAUAGAGCAUGUGAAGUAGCUAAAUAAAUUAGAUAGGCUUUGAUAGACAAGAAAAUCGCUUAUAGAGAAGCAUUUAAUAGAUUUGAUGACAAUCAUGAUGGCUUACUCUCCUUAGUUGAAUUUUCAAACGGAAUCGAUAAAAUAUUGACUUUAAGUGUCCCAAUAAAGGAAAAGGUUUUCGCUUUAAUGGACAAAAACGAGAUAGGUCUCGUAGAUUAUCCUAAUUUCUUGGAGGUAAUCAAUCUCUAGCCAGUAUUAAAAUCUAGUAGAGGUCCUUUCAAAGACAACUUUGACUGGGAGAACGGCAUUAUUGAACAGAUUAAGCAAUGGAUCAGCAAGGACAAGAUUACUAUUGAUGAGGCUUUCAAAAGCUUUGACAAAGAUUUUGAUGGCUUUAUUAAUAAGGCCGACCUGAGAUGGGGACUCAUUAAUAUCCUUAUGGUUAAGGAAGAAGAUAUACUAACCACUAAACUAGAUAGACUUUUUAGACUUAUAGACUUCUAUAAGACUGGAAAUAUUUAACCCUCUGACUUCCAAAGACUAAUGAAUGAUGAAAAUCCAUAUUCAUCAAGCGGCCAAAGAGGUCUCACCAGCACUGAUAACUUUAGAAGGUCCUUUGGAGGAUAAUUCGCUCAGACUAGCACCUUCGAUUGGAAAGUGUCAUCAAUCUAAUAAAUAGGAUUGAUAUUAUCAAAGAAAUUUGGCACAGUCAAGGAUAGUUUUGAAGCAGCUUCUGAAAAGUUCUAAAAAGUUACCUUUGAGCAGUUCAAGCGUUUCGUAGAACAACACUAGGCUUUGGCUGGCUUCAAUAUGACUCUCCCACUUACUCAAAAGCUGUUCGCAGAAUUAGAUCCUCACAAGAAGGGAUACCUUACAGAAAGUGACUGGGUUAAUGCAUUUUCAGCCUUCAACUAUGAUGACUAAAUUUUGAUUGAGUUGAAAAACUCUAUUUAGUGUUCAUUCUCAGACUGCUCUUCAGCUUUUGAUUUCUUCCUAACCUUCAAGCCACAAAGCGAUGCUAAGAGCAAGCAUGUCAACUAGACUGACUUUGAAAAAGCAGUUGAUUCUUUAACUGGCAACAGGUUUAAGAAAUAAGAUAUAUACAAACUUUGGCUAAAGCUUACGGAAAAUGGCAGAACUCAAGCUAUGGAUAAGUAUCACUUUAGAUCAGUCUUUGAUAACAUGAGAUACACUGGAAACUCUACUGUGAGAAAUGUUAAAACUGCUCCACCAGGCGCAAGAACUACAAUUGUAUCUCAAAGCUCUUCAAGCUCUACUUGGGAAUUCGAUAUCCUUGAAAAACUAAGACAAAUAAUGAGAUCUUCAAGCUAAAGCAUUAGUGAGAUCUUUAGAGAAUUCGAUACAGAUGGAAAUGGUUCUAUAUCAGAGGUAGAGUUUAGAAAUGCAAUUAGAAAACUAAACCUAGGAUUAACAUCAAGAGAGAUCGAUAAGCUAAUGUUGAGAAUAGACAGUAACUCCGACGGCAAGAUUGACUACAAUGAAUUUAUUGCCAAAUUCAAAUAAAGCAAUCUAGAUGAUAGACUUAAAGAGAGAGCCAAAGACAAAAUGGGUAGACUCAAGGAGAUGAUGAUGCUGCAUAUGACAUCACCAAAUGAUGGUUUCAGAUUUUUCGAUGAAAGCAAACUUGGCAAGCUGACUUAUUAAGAAUUUGGAAAGCUUGUGAUCAAGUUAUAUGAAUUGGCAGGAGAGAAAGCCCCAGCCUAUCCAGUCAUCAAGGAUCUAUUUGACACCAUCGAUAUCAGAAAAGAUGGCAUUCUUGACAUCAAUGAAUGGCAAUAGACCUUCGGCAACGUUAUUGAAGGAAGCAAUAAAUUGACAAUAAAGCCUACUCCUCUCACACAGUGGGAAAACAGCAGAGAAUUCGGUCUCAUUGGAUAACUGAUUGCUAAGAACAGGAAGCUGCUAAGAAAUGAAUUUGAGAAGGUCACUAAGGGAUAAGGCACCGUCGUCAACUUCGACCUUGGCAAACAAGCCCUAGCUGGUCUGCUCCAAAGAAACUACAGUGGAAUCGGAGAUGAAAAGAUAAAAUGUAUUUUAAAGGUUGGGGAAGUGCAAGGAGCAAAUAGUGAUGGCAUCGGAAAUCAAUACGACUACGUCCGCAUGCUUGAUGUCUAUAAGUCAAGACACGCUGGACCAUAAAUCUGA
Molecule: messenger RNA, 5073 nt
Organism: Stylonychia lemnae
Lineage: Eukaryota; Ciliophora; Spirotrichea; Sporadotrichida; Oxytrichidae
Source: the annotation of a GenBank genome assembly